Ogataea philodendri is the source of this 591-nucleotide messenger RNA. RefSeq lists its product as uncharacterized. Lineage: Eukaryota; Fungi; Ascomycota; Pichiomycetes; Pichiales; Pichiaceae. The transcript has a single exon. The record is from RefSeq and is a predicted model, not a curated record. The coding region runs from base 1 to 591 and encodes 196 amino acids.
AUGCUUGGCCUCGUACACGGUCCCGAUCCCGUGUUUGAUCAUUUCCUCGCUCACGUCUCUAAAUCCGUUCCAUUUGAGAACCAUCACUUUGGAAACGACCCGGUGGUACUGGUCCAGACUCAGCGGCUUCACGUACAGCGUGCGGCCGAGGAUGUAAUCACGGAGCCACUGCAGCGCAUCUUCGCUGAACGGCUGGGCUGGUUUGCCGAAAUGUGCUCUUUCUGGGGCAUCUACUCCGCACAAACGGACACUGACGGUUCUAUUUUUCAGCUUGCGGAACGUGUUGAUCUCGGGAACUUGCCGCAGCCAUCCCCAGCCAGCAAGACGGCCGCCCGGCAUGUGGAAAAAAUGGAAGUUGUCUCCGUCCCCGACAGACGUGACCUUGCCAAACAUGUAUCUUCUGCGAAACCAGUAAUUGGGUAUAUCUGUUGCGAGGUUGAUUCGUUUGAGAUUGCGCGAGUAGAACGCGUACCCGGUGAUAACCACGCUGGCUGUCCCGAACCCGUACAGCAAGACCAGCGGAUGGGUCAAAGAGACGUCAGACAUGGAAUUGGAACUGAAAUCGGAUCCCUUAGAAAAAAAACAAAAUAA